This is a messenger RNA of Vitis riparia (riverbank grape), 880 nucleotides long. RefSeq lists its product as uncharacterized. The transcript is spliced from 5 exons. Gene Ontology annotation, cellular component: spindle microtubule; outer kinetochore. The record is from RefSeq and is a predicted model, not a curated record. The coding region runs from base 90 to 551 and encodes 153 amino acids. Gene Ontology annotation, molecular function: microtubule binding. NCBI's taxonomy places the organism in Eukaryota, Viridiplantae, Streptophyta, Magnoliopsida, Vitales, Vitaceae. Gene Ontology annotation, biological process: cell division; chromosome segregation; mitotic cell cycle.
UGAUUGUCAUCUCCUUUUGAUUGAGAUUCUCCCUCCAAAAUAACCCUAGAAAGUGGACAGUCUAGAGCGAGAAAGUGGAGUUGCAGAGAAUGAAGAAUCAACAGCAUCAUGAAGCUAUGGACGGUCUGCUAAACCUCUUCACCAAGGCGAACCACGAUCUCACGCUGGUUCAACACCGCCUCGAGAAAGAGUUCCAACAGAUUUAUCCUCACAAUGCAAAUCCUAUGAUCCUAGUUUCUCGCAUAAAGAAACUACAGGAGGAUCUCUGCUCCUUGAAGGAACAAUGCCAGGAGCUACUUGCUGCAAAACAGGAUUUGAUUGAUAAGGCCAGGACUACUUUGGUUGGAAACAGAAGUUUACUGCAACGGAUGCAAGCACCUAUGGGCAUUCCCCUUGCCAGUGAUUCUGAUGAUCCUGCAUAUGCCAACUUUAACCAGAUCAUUGAUGAGUGGACCAAUCAAGUCAGAUCAAGAACAGGGGAUGUGACCCACGAAUCAGAGUCUGAGGAUAUUAACAAGAUGCUCUUCUCAGCGAUAGUUCAAAGCAACUGAACCGACAACUUUGAGGGCUAACAUGGUCAUACAGGUCGGCCUUCCCAUCCUAUAUGAUUACUGUGCGUGAUUACCAUCUUCCAGUUGGCAAGUGAAAGCAUUAACAAGCGAGCUUGGAGACACCCAAUAUUUGGUUAAAAACUUGCCUAGGAUAUGCUUCUACUACUAAGAUGUUCAAUGUUCAAUAUACAUCUUGCGUGUUGUCUGUAUCUCUUAAGCCUUGCAAGUAGAAAGGCCUUGGCAUUUGGCAGCCACACACAUGAAAGCCUAAUCGUUGUAUAAAGAACGAGUUGCCUUUGUUUAUUUUGUGCUAUUCAAAUUCUCCACCA